Messenger RNA from Piliocolobus tephrosceles (Ugandan red Colobus), 1610 nucleotides. It is a transcript of the gene PGLYRP2, whose product is annotated as peptidoglycan recognition protein 2. Lineage: Eukaryota; Metazoa; Chordata; Mammalia; Primates; Cercopithecidae. The transcript is spliced from 2 exons. The annotation marks the transcript as partial. The record is from RefSeq and is a predicted model, not a curated record.
CUCUUCUCCCUCAACACAGCUGGUCUUACCAGUACAAGCAGGUGGCAGCUGAGAGUCCCCUCUGGUGGCCAGCAGUGGCUACAGAGCUGUCACCAUGGGGAGGGGACAGGGCUUGCUGGGUUGGCCUCGGUCUACCUCUCUGGAGAAUAGGCAGAGUUUAGGGAGCUUGAACCACCUGGUCUCCAGGCCCCACUGGGGAUGGGCCUGGCUUCCUGACCACUGACCUCAGCCUAGGAGGAACAGAAGAGACUGGGGGAGACCAUGAGGCCCAGAUGACCUUGACCCAGGGUACGCUGCCCCAUGUCCCUGCUGCCUCCUGCCCACAGCUCUACGAGAGGCAGGUCUGUCAUUCACCGCUGGACUUUGACAGUGGCCAAAGGCUCUGCUCAGUUCUCUGUGCCUGUCUCCGUCCAGCACUGCCGAGGUUCUCUGCCGAGGCCAACUAGGAAUAUCCUUUGGAAGCUGGAACCCGGCAACAAUGGCCCAGGGUGUCCUCUGGAUCCUGCUCGGAUUGCUACUGUGGUCAGACCCAGGGACAGCCUCCCUGCCCCUGCUCAUGGACUCUGUCAUCCAGGCCCUGGCUGAGCUGGAGCAGAAGGUGCCUGCUGCCAAUGCCAGCCACACAGCUUCUGCGUGGCUGCUGUCAGCCUCAAACUCUGGCCCCCACAAUCACCUCUAUCACUUCCUGCUGGGAGUGCAGAGCCUCGAUGCUGCAGAGUUGGAUCCCUACCCACUGAGCCCAGAGCUGCAAGGCCUGACCAAGGCGGUGGCCCAACAUGACGUACGAGAAGGGCGGGAAUACGGGGUGGUGCUGGCACCCGAUGGCUCGACUGUGGCUGUGGAGCCUCUGCUGGCGGGGCUGGAGGCAGGGCUGCAAGGGCGCAAGGUCAUAAACUUGCCGUUGGACAGCACGGCUGCCUCUCAGGAGGCUGGAGUCACCUUUCCAGAUGUUGUGGCCAUUGCUCCAGGUGUAAAAGCCACCUCCUCCCCAGGACUCAGGGAUGCCUCUCCAGAUGUCACCACUGCAGAUAUUGGAGCCAACUCUCCAGAUGCUACAACAGGUUGUCCAGAUGUCCAAGCUUCCUUGCCAGAUGCCAAAGCCAAGUCCCCCCCGACCAUGGUGGACAGCCUCCUGGCAGUCACUCUGGCUGGAAACCUGGGCCUGGCCUUCCUCCAGGGUCCCCAGACCCAGAGCCAUCCAGACCUGGGAACUGAGGGCUGCUGGGACCAACUCUCUGCCCCUCGGACCUUUACUCUCCUGGACCCCAAGGCAUCUCUGUUAACCAUGGCCUUCCUCAAUGGUGCCCUGGAUGGGGUCAUCCUUGGAGACUACCUGAGCCGGACUCCUGAGCCCCGACCAUCCCUCAGCCAUUUGCUGAGCCAGUACUAUGGGGCUGGGGUGGCCAGAGACCCAGAGUUCCGCAGCAACUUCCGACGGCAGAAUGGGGCUGCUCUGACUUCAGCCUCCAUCCUGGCCCAGCAGGUGUGGGGAACCCUUGUCCUUCUACAGAGGCUGGAGCAGGUACACUCCCAGCUUCAGUGCAUAAGCCAAGAACAGCUGGCCCAGGUGGCUGCCAAUGCUACCAAGGAGUUCACUGAGGCCUUCCUGG